AAACUAGUUAGCUAUGUUUUUCAAGCUCGCCGUAGUACUGACUCUCCUGGUUAUAAACUCAGUCGCCGACGAUGUUAAUUUCACCUAUAAUGGGUUCCAAUCGACGGAUUUGAGCCUCCAAAACCUGGCAGUUGUAAGCUCCAAUGGACUCUUGAAGCUCGCCAGUACUGAUUACUCCUUCUUCACUGCCGCCGCUUUCUACAAGGACUCGGUAAAACUCAAGAACUCCACAAACGGUACCGCUUUCUCCUUCUCGACCACCUUCGUCUUCGCCAUAGUCCCCGAUUUAUUAUUUCGAGAUCUCAGUGGUCACGGAAUGGCUUUUGUAAUUUCACCGACCCAAGGCCUUCCGUAUGCUUCCGCGACUCAAUAUCUCGGCUUAUUCAACUAUAGCAACAAUGGAGAUCCCAGUAAUCAUAUUGUUGCUGUGGAACUCGAUACGUUUCAGAAUGAGGAGUUCGAGGACAUCGACGAUAACCAUGUAGGAGUUGAUGUUAAUGGGUUAAAGUCCGUGGAGUCUCACGGAGCUGGGUAUUAUGUGGGCAGCACCGGUCAAUUUAGAAACUUGACGCUACCCAGUGGACGGCCAAUGCAGGUCUGGGUAGAGUACGAUAAUCAAGAACAGAGAAUGAAUGUCACUUUAGCUCCAAUUAAUGUUCGUAAACCCAAAUUCCCACUUCUCUCUCUACCGAUCGAUCUGUCUCCGAUUGUCAAUGAAACCGUGUAUCUCGGAUUCUCGUCGGCCACGGGACGUCUCCGAGCAUCUACUUAUAUUCUGGGUUGGAGCUUUAUGAUUAAUGGCCAAGCUAAGGAGCUCGAUAUUUCCAAGCUUCCUAAACUUCCUGGCAGCGCAUCGAGGCAAACAUCAAAACUUUUGACAAUUGGGUUGCCUCUGAUUUUCAUGAGUCUGGUUUACGCAACAGUUUCAGGGGUUGUUUAUCUCAUAAAGAGGAAGAGGAAAUUCGCAGAUGUAGUUGAAGAUUGGGAAUGCGAAUACGGCCCUCAAAGAUUCAAGUACAAAGAUCUGUAUAUGGCGACACAAGGAUUCAGGGACAAAGGGUUACUUGGUACCGGCGGAUUUGGUAAGGUCUAUAAAGGAACAUUGCCCACAUCCAGACAGGAGAUUGCCGUUAAAAUUGUCUCUCAUGGAUCAGGACAGGGGAUGAAGGAAUUCAUUGCUGAAAUUGUUUGCCUUGGUCGUCUCCGACACCGAAACUUAGUGCGACUCCUGGGGUAUUGCCGGAGAAAAGGCGAGAUGCUCUUAGUUUAUGAAUACUUACCGAAUGGGAGCCUUGACAAAUACCUGUAUGGCCAGCCGAAGGUCACCCUGAAUUGGGGACAGAGGUUCAGGGUGAUCAAGGGCGUAGCCUCAGGGCUAUUGUAUUUGCACGAAGAAUGGGAGCAAAUUGUGAUUCAUAGAGAUGUCAAGGCUAGCAAUGUUCUCUUAGAUGGUGAAUUGAACGCGAGAUUAGGAGAUUUCGGGCUCGCAAGAUUGUAUGAUCAUGGAACGGAUCCACAUACAACACAUGUGGCAGGUACUCGAGGGUACCUAGCUCCGGAGUACACCAGAACGGGAAAGGCCACAACGAGGACAGAUUUAUUUGCUUUUGGUGCAUUUUUGCUAGAAGUUGCAUGUGGUAGAAGGCCGAUUGAGCCACAAGCCGGAAAAGUUGUUCUCGUUGAUGAGGUGUUUUCGUUUUGGCAAAAAGGAAAAAUUCUUGAUGUCAAAGAUCCGAAAUUAGGGACAGAUUUUGCAGCAGAGGAGGUGGAGCUAGUACUGAAGCUUGGAAUGCUCUGUUCGCAUUCAAACCCCGUAGCCAGGCCGAGCAUGCGCCAAGUAAUGCAUUACUUAGAAGGGGAUAUUCCUCUACCAGACAUAUCAUUACUAUCCCUGACUGCUAGUGGUCUAACGUUUGCCCCACGCGAAGGUUCUGAGGACGCUGUCCUGCCCCAUUUAUCUUUAAUUGUAGAAUCCGUGCUUUCAGGUGGUCGAUGAUUCUUUAAAUUAUUUUUAGGGUGGUGCCAUACUACAAUUUUUUAUAUUAUUUUUUGAUAUAAUUUUUAUAUGUUAUUAAAUAUGUAAAUACAUUUAAUAUUAUUGAUUUUAUGUGAAUAAAAAUAAUCAAUAAUU
Messenger RNA from Rubroshorea leprosula, 2131 nucleotides. NCBI's taxonomy places the organism in Eukaryota, Viridiplantae, Streptophyta, Magnoliopsida, Malvales, Dipterocarpaceae. The record is from the annotation of a GenBank genome assembly.